AGAUCAUAACAAGAUAGUUGCAGUAGCUACCAAAGUGAUUUGUUUCAGGAAUUGGUAGACCCCAAAAUAAUGCGCUGCAGCCAGGCGUAGCGAUAUUCUAACGGUCAAAUCGCCGAAUUUCUACCGUCAGCCGUACACCGUGACUGCACGGAUGUGAAGUCCCUUGGUUAAUAAUUUCGGAUUUGGUAAUGCAGGUUCGUUCUAAGGUCAAUAAAAGUAAGCAAAUGUCUGCGUUAUCGAAGGAAUUCUGUGCAGGUCCAUGCAGAUGAGAGCAGUCGCUGAUCUGAGCAGUCGCUGAUGCAAAUAGUUUGCUGGUAAACCGUCUGAUCUGCAUACCAUAUGACUGCUUACGCGUUGUUUCUGUGGAUAGUGGCGGGUGUACGAAGAUCAGCGAAUUGCAGGAACAUAACGUGACCUAAAUGUUCAACAGCGCCAAAGCGCACGAGUUCAGGCUACUGGAAGAAACAGAAUCAACAUGAUACUGGGGCUUCUGUCAAGUAAUUUGCAUUUUAAGUUAUUGUCAAACUCCCAAGUGGAACGAAGGUUAACAAAGUCAGUGAUUUGUACAGACAGAAGUCAGCAUGUAGCAGUUAAAUGCUUCUGUUUAUUGUGAUUGGCUCUUUUCAGAGACUGAACAAUAUUUAACACAGUGUGUUACAGUGGUAACUGGUUAACUCGCAUAGUAAAACCUCUUUUCAGACACAGAUUGGCACACUCCUUAGUGUGUGCACCAUUUUUACUGAUUUAAAAAAAAAAAAGAAAAAAAAGAAAGAAAGGGGGGAAAAAAAAUCUGCCCCAGACUUCACUGGAUUAGUAAUUUUAACGGAAGACUAAGCCAGUUGCUUAGUAUAGAUACAUUUCCAUCUGUGUAGCUGCUUUUGUUUUUUCCUCAACAGAGGAGCAUAGUACAUGAAGCCAGACUCAGCUUAAAGCUUGCUUAUUUAGUAUCAGAAGGUGGUAAACUCGACCGAGAAGAUGGAGACGGCAGAAAACAAGCAUGAGGGAGAGCAGGAUGGCCCGAUACCAGUCGACGUUGAGAGCAACACGGGUCUGAAGGUCCAGGACCAGAAGCAUCGGGGCUUUCAGUGGUGGUCGGUCACUUUCCUGUGUUUCUACGGCUUCAUGGUCCAGCUGAAGCCCGGAGAACCUUUUAUCACGCCGUUCUUACUCAGCGUCGAGAAGAACUUCACCAAGGAAGAGGUCACCAAUGAGAUCAACCCCGUGCUGUCCUAUUCGUACAUGGCCGUGCUGGUUCCCGUGUUCCUCCUGACCGACUACCUGCGUUACAAACCCGUGCUGAUCCUCCAGAGCCUCAGUCACGUCUCCAUCUGGCUCCUCCUCAUGCUGGGCUCCUCUCUGCUGGAGAUGCAGUUUAUGGAGUUCUUCUACGGUAUCACCAUGGCAGCCAGGGUGGCCUACUCCUCUUACAUCUUCUCGCUGGUCCCCUCCGAGUUGUACCAGCGCGUGGCCAGCUUCUCGCGCUCGUCCGUGCUCAUCGGUGUCUUCACCAGCUCGGUGCUGGGUCAGAUCUGCGUGUCGUUCGGAAAGGUUUCGUACGGCACGCUCAGCGUGAUUUCGCUUGGUUUCGUCUCCUUGGGCCUCGUGCUGUCCCUGUUCCUGCCCUGGCCCAAGCGUAGCAUGUUCUUCAACCAGGCGCGGCAGGCAGCGAGGCCCUCGGGCACCAAGUCCGAGCUGGACAGGAUGAAAGCUGACUCCGCCGUCAAACAGGGCUCGGCCGUCAAUGCCGCCCCCUCCUGGAAGCACUCGGUAUUCAUCCAGAUGUUGAUGGAGCUGCGGAAUGUGGUGCGUGUUCCCAAUCUGAGACUCUGGAGCCUGUGGUGGGUGUUCAAUUCCACCGGUUACUACCUGGUGUUGUUCUAUGUUCACAUCCUGUGGAACAGCGUUUACCCAGUCACAGAGAAUACAAAGGUUUACAACGGAGGAGUCGAAGCAGCGUCCACUCUGCUGGGUGCCGCCACGUCGUUUACAGCGGGGUUCGUGAAGAUUCGGUGGAAGGUGUGGUCAGAGCUGGUGAUUGGCAUAAUCACGGCAGUGCAGGCUGGUCUCCUGCUCCUCAUGGGCACCACAGAUAACAUAUGGGUGUGUUACGUGGCGUACGCCUUCUUCAGGGGCUUCUACCAGUUCCUAGUGCCCAUUGCCAUUUUCCAGAUUGCUUCCUCUCUAACGAAGGAGCUUUGUGCCUUGGUGUUUGGUGUGAACACCUUUCUUGGGACGAUCCUGAAAUCGAUCAUCACUCUCAUCGUGGCGGACAAGAGAGGGCUGGGUCUGCCCGUGCACUCCCAGUUUAUAGUGUACUUCUUUUACUUCACUUUCCUGACGAUUACGUACCUGGCGUGUGCUGCUUGGGUCAUCACCAUGCACUACCGCAAUCAACGCCGAGAGGGUGGGGCCACAGAGAUCCCACCCACCGAACUCAAUCCUGUCGAGUCGGUUGCCGUGGAAGCUGUCCCUUUGACCAAUGGAACAGCUGUGAAGGACUGAGUGGCAGGAAGAAUGUGUCCACAGGACCAAAACUUUUCUGCUUGUGGUAUAGCUGAGCACUUCAGGUGUCCCUCAGGUAAAGGCCUAUGCAAACACACGAGACUGGCUUGAGAAGAGAGUGUACAUUCGUACAGGUCUGAAGUGCCGAAACGAUUCAUAAGGAAAUGCUGGAACUGAACUUUAUAGUUUGAGGAUUGUGUCAUAUUAAAAAAAAUAACACUCGCGUGUACGUGAGGUACUACUAAUAAUGAACUAUUUUGCAAAAUGGACUGUGAAAAGAAAAAAAAAAAGUUUAAUGUUUGAAUCAUCUUCAUUGUUCAGUGACAGGAAAACAAGAGAAUCGGAUGAAUGUGUUUAUAGGAACCCCCCCAUGGACUUUUCUCCAUCAAACAUGUAUAGAAACAGAUGGUGUCCCUAUCAGUGGCCACUGCCUAAAUCAGUGUUCUAGCACAAACUGUGUACAUUGGUAGGGGUGUAAUAAUUCAGCAAACCCAUGGUGUUACUUUGGUGAAAAAGUCUACUUUGAAAAAAGAGGCUUGUUUCCAUAAUUUUUCAUUCAGAAAAAAGCUAACUUCUAAUUUCUUGUGGACAGUGAGAGUUCUCUCCCUCUCUGACUUCUCUCUGGUUGUUGUGGACGUCUUUGCUUGGCUUACCUAGUGACAGGUUGUUUUAAACUUUCAAUUGACCAGACAUACAUCUUUACAUUAUAGACUUUAUAGAUAAUUUUUUCCACAGCCCGGAAGGGCUUACAGAUGCUAAAAAUUCUGACUCGUCUUCAGAAAUGUGCCUUUUACUGAACAAACAUACACAUGUCCCACAUGCCACAGUCAGACAUUAAUGAACCAGAGUCAGUCAAGAAUGAGUGCUGUGAUAAUCAGAUACAUAGAUAGAUAGAUUACUUUACUGAUCCCUAAGGGAAAUUGCACUGUUGCAGCAGCAAUUCACAUAUAAAUCCCAAAACACACAUAACUUACAAAAAAAAACCCACAAUGAGAUGUGUACAA
Messenger RNA from Chanos chanos (milkfish), 3506 nucleotides. It is a transcript of the gene slc19a1, whose product is annotated as solute carrier family 19 member 1. Gene Ontology annotation, cellular component: basolateral plasma membrane; apical plasma membrane; plasma membrane. Gene Ontology annotation, biological process: folate transmembrane transport. Lineage: Eukaryota; Metazoa; Chordata; Actinopteri; Gonorynchiformes; Chanidae. Gene Ontology annotation, molecular function: folate:monoatomic anion antiporter activity; folic acid binding. The coding region runs from base 976 to 2502 and encodes 508 amino acids. The transcript is spliced from 7 exons. The record is from RefSeq and is a predicted model, not a curated record.